Molecule: messenger RNA, 5847 nt
Organism: Xenopus laevis (African clawed frog)
Lineage: Eukaryota; Metazoa; Chordata; Amphibia; Anura; Pipidae
Gene: adcy7.L
Product: adenylate cyclase 7 L homeolog
Exons: 27
Coding region: 1146-4343 (1065 amino acids)
Biological process (GO): intracellular signal transduction; cyclic nucleotide biosynthetic process; adenylate cyclase-activating G protein-coupled receptor signaling pathway
Cellular component (GO): membrane; plasma membrane
Molecular function (GO): adenylate cyclase activity; phosphorus-oxygen lyase activity; diadenylate cyclase activity
Source: RefSeq, a predicted model, not a curated record
AGACAGUAUACAUUUCCAAAGUACAGGAUUGAUAUAACAAAAUGUCACGCACAAGGUAUUUUAAAGCCAAGUGCGAUCGUACUCCUAGGGCUCCAACAGCAAUUAUGUACAAACGCACACCUCCCAGCUCACACGUGCUGCGAUUUCCUGGCGGGGGCGGGUUCGCGGUUCGAUCUCCCACCCACCCACACACCGGCUGCUGAGAAAGUCCUCCAGCCUGAAACGAAGAUAUACGGAGUAACCGGAGUCAGAUAGACCACCCAAAGACGCAGACUUGUUGCAGGGACUGGAGUGGUUUCUUCCCUUGGACUGGAUUCUUCCCCAUGGAUACCUGUCGCAGCGCUGGUGCUGGAGGAGUUGAAUACUGUCUUAGAACCCAGCCCUAAGGAAUCGCGGUCAAAGGACAAUUACAUCAGAUACCGAAGAUUGUAAGAGUAAUUGAGGUUCAAAACCUCACGACAGAGUCAUCAGGGAAGGGUAGUCCAUUAGUAACCCGAGCUGGGACCCGAACAUUGUGACCCCUGACGCUCUAUGAAUUAAUUAUAGUAACGCAAAAAUUGCAUCUCCAACGUUAGAGACAGACUACGGCACAACUACCAAGACUAAUAGGACUCCUGCAGUGGUACACAAGAUAUGAGUUCGAAACCAGAAGGAAGGUGUUGAUCCUUGGUACAACAUCACCCUUGACUAAAGCCUGCCACUCUGCUUUAUCUAAAUAGUUUCUUCGCUUCUGCGUCAGCUAAGGCCCUGCCCACACAUUUCUGUUGCUGGGACUCUGCAACACAUGGACCCACCCCUUUGCUGCCAGUGGCCUUCCUGCUUCAAAAUAACUGCUUCAAGGAACAAUAAGCAGUCAGUAAUAUUACACGGUGAGAUGCUGUGUGAUAGAAAGCUGCCCCCCUCUUCACACUAACAGGAUAUCACUCAGGCACAGCUUUGCCGGCUUGCAGUACUCGAUAAGCUGCACAUGUUUUCAGGGGAGGGACCUGAUCUUACCUUACCCCAGCUGCAGACUUCUCACGGCGGAUGGAGCCUUACAAUGUGAUUCGAACAGAAAAGCCACAAAAUCCAGGUGCAACAACAAUCUAAGAUCUGCCUUGUGUGCUGUAAAUAUUGAGAAAGCAGGAAAAGAGAAGCCAGGCUAAAUGAAAAUGCCAUCCAAAGGAAAGUAUUUUAUUAACGACAAUGAAGACUGGAUGAUUAGCCAUUCACUUUAUGAAAAGUACCAGUGCAUUAGCCAACAUUAUCCCCUGUUGCUCAUCUUACUCUUUGUUAUGGGAACAUAUUGUAUAACUCUGAUUGCCCUGUUCUUCAUAUACAAUCAAGAACCUUCUACGAACCUAGCAUUUAUAAUCACAGUAUUUGUUGCCCUGGUAGUAUUCUGUGCUCUAUAUAUCUUGGUGUAUACAGAAUCAUUUGUUCAAAAAUGGCUGCGUGUGUUUUCCCUUGUGAUCUACAUAUGUCUCCUGACCAUUGGAUAUGUGUUAACAUUUGACUCUUCUGUUGUCCACACUUGGGAUCAGGUGCCCUUUUUCCUGUUCAUAACCUUUUCUGUGUACACAAUGCUGCCUCUGGGGAUGCAAACCUGUGUGAUUAUCAGCAUAAUAUCAGGAAUAUCCCACAUCAUUGUCAUAAGUAUCACAGUGGUACUGUGUUCUGGUUCCAAUGAUGCAAUCGCUUUUCAGCUUAUUGCCAAUGCCGUUAUCUUCUUGUGUGGAAAUCUUAUGGGGGCAUAUCAUAAGUAUCACAUGCAGGAUGCUUCCAGAGAUUUGUACAGUUACACUGUGAAAUGUAUUCGUAUAAAGAUGAAACUUGAACUUAAAAAGAGGCAACAGGAGAGCCUCCUGUUGUCUGUGCUUCCUGUCUACAUCUCCAUGGAGAUGAAACUUGCUAUUCAGGAUAGACUUACUGAGACCAAUGAUAACCGCCAACCAGACAACAACUUCCACAGCUUGUAUGUCAAGCGGCACCAAAAUGUCAGUAUCCUGUAUGCAGACAUUGUGGGCUUCACAAGACUUGCCAGUGACUGCUCGCCCAAGGAACUUGUUGUUAUGUUGAAUGAACUCUUCGGAAAAUUUGACCAAAUUGCAAAGGAAAAUGAGUGCAUGAGGAUUAAAAUUUUGGGUGACUGUUACUACUGUGUCUCUGGCCUUCCUGUGUCUUUACCUAACAAUGCCAAGAACUGUGUAAAGAUGGGUCUGGAUAUCUGUGAAUCAAUAAAGCAAGUAAGAGAAGCAACAGGAGCAGAUAUAAACAUGAGGGUUGGAGUACAUUCUGGAAAUGUUCUUUGUGGUGUCAUUGGGUUGAGAAAAUGGCAGUUUGACGUCUGGUCUCAUGAUGUCUCCUUAGCUAAUCGUAUGGAAUCUGCUGGUCUACCUGGCCGUGUUCACAUUACUGAAGCAACACUGAAACAUAUGAAUGGAGCCUACGAUGUGGAGGAGGGGCAUGGCGAGCUAAGAGACCCCUAUCUUAAAGAAAUGAAUAUUAAAACAUACCUGGUCAUUGAUCCAAGGGCAAAGAACCGUCGUGUUCAGAACAUUCACCUCCCCAAGCAUCGUGUCAAUGAUGGGUUAAAAGUUCGACCUUCUGUAAGGAUGACUCGGUAUCUUGAAUCUUGGGGUGCAGCGAGACCUUUCUCCCACUUUGACCAAAGUGAUGCUUCCUCUGCUGAAGUUCCUGUUGUUAAUGGAAAACCUAAACUGGAUAUCCCACUGAAGGGGAUGGGAAGAACAGUUAAAACAGAAAGGAAUGUGUCUCAAAAGCGAAAUCAGGAGGAAGAACUUCAUGACAGAAUGAUGAAUACUAUCGAUGGGCUUAGUUCUGCUAAGCCAUGGUUUGGAAAGACUGAUGACUUCUACGGAUUUUUACUCUUUUUCACAGCAGAUGGAUUAGAAAAAGAGUACCGCACCUUCAGAAUACCUUGUAUCCGAAACUACUUCCUGUGUGCCAGCUUGAUAUUCUUGGGCAUAUUCUUGAUCCAGAUUUUGGUCAUGCCCAGGAAUGCAAACUUGGGAAUUUCCUUUGGAGUGGUGUCAAUACUUAUCAUCUGGGUCUUGCUUUUGUGCUAUGCAGAUAAAUGUGUGCGAUUUUUUAAUGAGAGUGCUCCCUUCUCUCGUUUCUUGUGCUCCUUGGUGGAGAUGAUAGAAACUCGCCCUAGUCUGCGUGUUCCACUUGUUGCGCUUACAUUAGGAUCCCUGCUGAUUAUCUCCAUAGUAAAUCUGCCUCUUGAUCAGACUCUCCAGACCUGCAAUGCAUCAAGCCUUGCAACUGAAAGCAAAUGCCAGAGUAUUCCGUAUUACAUAUACUGCUGUAUUUUGGGACUCAUUGCCUGCUCCAUGUUCCUGCGACUGUGCUUCGAGUUGAAAAUACUUCUUUUGACAGCUGCAUUUACUGCAUAUAAUGUUAUUAUUUUCCACACUCAUUCCAGCAUAUUUAGGAGUAACCUCCCAGUAACCAGUCCCAUUGGAGUCCUGGAAGAUUUUCAAAAAAUGUCCUGCUUUUAUCUUUCUCUGUAUUAUUUAACUCUGGUUUUACUGGCAAGGCAGGUAGAAUAUUAUUCUAGGCUUGACUGCUUGUGGAAAAGAAAAUUCAGGAAAGAAGAUGAGGAGAUUGAAACAAUGGAAAAUCUGAACCAGCUCCUCCUUGAAAAUGUUCUCCCUGCACAUGUAGCUGCCUAUUUUAUUGGUGACAACAAAUCAAAUGAGGACUUGUAUCAUCAGUCCUAUGACUGCGUCUGUGUCAUGUUUGCUUCAGUCCCAGAGUUUAAGGUCUUUUACACAGAAUGUGAUGUCAACAAAGAAGGUCUUGAAUGUCUAAGGCUGUUGAAUGAGAUUAUUGCAGAUUUUGAUGAGCUACUGAUGAAACCCAAAUUCAGUGGGGUUGAGAAAAUUAAGACAAUAGGAAGCACUUAUAUGGCAGCUACUGGUCUAACAGCUACUCCUGGACAAGAAAAUCAGGACCAGGAAAAACAGCAUGCCUUGAUAGGAAUCACUGUAGAAUAUGCAAUGGCACUCAUGUCAAAACUGGAUGGGAUCAACAGACAUUCAUUCAAUAAUUUCAGCUUACGUGUGGGGAUAAACCAUGGACCUGUAAUUGCUGGAGUAAUUGGAGCAAAGAAGCCCCAGUAUGAUAUCUGGGGUAAUACUGUGAAUGUGGCCAGUCGAAUGGAGAGUACAGGGGAACUUGGAAAGAUUCAGGUAACAGAAGAAACCUGCCAGAUAUUGGAAGGAUUGGGAUAUUCCUGUGAGUGCAGAGGAUUUAUUAAUGUCAAAGGAAAAGGAGAAUUAAGGACAUAUUUUGUUUGUACAGACAUGGCCAAAUCUCAAAGCAUCGGAAUGAACUAACACCGGUCUCCUUUUUUUAUUUGCUGCCUAGCUCUACAUGGAGUAGACAUUGCUAUGCAUCUUGGAAAACCUUCUAAUUCCUUCUUAAUUCUUAAGAAGAGUAUUCUUAGAUAGUGAGCUUGUGCUGUUCCACAGACUUGGACUGAGAUUGUGGCAUUGAUUUACUUUGAGUAAUUUUUUUCUUUUACCAAGCAGACAGUAUUUUGUUAAACUAAUGACACUCUGUUGUACAGAGUGGAGUUUUAACAAGGAAAAUUUUUAGAAUUUUUUUAAAAAUGCAAAUCCAGCAAUAUCUGGAGAAUUACAAAUAAAAAUGAUUGUGUGGCCACAGUGAGACACAGGCACGGAGGUGUAAGAUUAACCCUCAUUGUAGAUUAUUGAGGUUAUGUAAUAAAAGGCACUGGGGCUCAUUUAUCAACACUGGGCAAAUCUGCCCAUGGGCAGUUAUCCAUAGCAACCAAGCAGUAAUUAGCUUUUUAAAGACAGCUGCAAGUAGAACAAUGAAUGCAACAAUCUAAUUGGUUGCCAUGGGUUAUUGUCCAUGGGCAAAAUUGCUAAAUGACCCCCCACUAAGUUUGACCAGGGACAGUAACCAAUAGCUGACUACACCUGUUUAAAUGCAAGACUCUUAUUGGUUGUCAUGAUUUGCUGCACCUGGGCAAACUUAUAUUCUAUUAUAUUACAUUAUGCCUUAUAUAUCAAGUGUGUGCCUUUAACUAUGGUGUAGAUUAAAUCAAGUAAACACUUGAAACAGAAUUAAAACACUUUACUGCUACGAUUAUACAAAACAGUGACCGGAAAAUGUUGGCCUGUAUAGCAUAUGCAUUGAUAAAUAUAAAAAAAUAUAUUUUUUAGUCAUAUUCUCAUUAUUCAGAAAGGGUUUUUUGUUUGUUCUUUUUUUCAAUAUUUGCGGUAUUGAUCCAUACCAUCAGGUGUGCUUUUUUAACUAGAAAGUUGUUGUUUUUCUUUUCUAAUCAUCUAUUUUAAUUAUUUAAAGUGGCUUUUACAAAAUAUAAUAGGUAAAAUGUGUUUUAGAAGUGUUUCCUAACUUCCAUCCCAAUUAAAAUUGUUAUAAAGAAAUGACAUCUAACUUUGUAUACAGCUUUAGGUCUAAUGGCGUAUAAAAGGCCUAAGGUUGUUUCCGCAAACCUUUUAAGGGUUAUUUAUGAAAGGUUGAAUGUUGAGUUUUUUAUACCUCGAAUGAACUCACAACUGGAAUGGUUUCUUAUUUAAGAAAAAAACUUGAUUCUGCGAGUUCGAGUUGCAAAACACGAAAGCUUAAAAAAUUUUAGUUUUCUGUGAAAAAAACUCGAAUUGCUCAAAUUGAUCCAGUUUUCAGGCAAAACCGUCCAAAAAGAAUCUCGAACAUCGUGCAGGCUAUUAACAUCCUCAAAUAGUUCAAGGGACCUCUGCCAUUGACUCCUACAUGACCCCGACAAGUUUCCAGGGUAGGUUUAUAAUAGAUCUCGGGAAAAAAAUAGUUUUUAAAAAAAAAAAAAACUAG